UCUCAGCAAACACCUCGUGCUUUUCGUGAGGCAGCCAUGGCGAGCAACUCGCAAAAAGCAGAUAAAAAUAGAAAUAAAAGCAAAAAGAUGGAGAAUGAAGCUUCAGAAAAUCCUCCAUUUUCCGACAAAACAGAUUUGGCUCCUUCUGAGGACUCGCAGUCCCUUUUCAAGACUGAACCACUGGAAAAGGUUGUAAAUGAGAUCAGCAAAGAAAUUAAUAAUUUGCUAUCAAAAUAUGCUGACACUAUAAGUGCAGGAAUAGCAUUGGAUUCUUCUUAUGUCCAGGAACUCGAUGAGAUCCUAAAAGAAGCCAGGGCCAUUGAAAAGCACUUAAAGCAGAAAAGGGAGAAGCUGAAACAGAGGUUCUCUGUCAUUGCCAAUAGUCUGCAAAGCUAA
Agelaius phoeniceus (red-winged blackbird) is the source of this 396-nucleotide messenger RNA. RefSeq names its product testis expressed 12 (gene TEX12). The record is from RefSeq and is a predicted model, not a curated record. Lineage: Eukaryota; Metazoa; Chordata; Aves; Passeriformes; Icteridae.